AAUUGCAGCAAAGAUUAAUGAAUGAAUUCAAACCAAGAAGAGUAACAGUUCGUAGCUAGCUGUUUCACUCUCUGUCUUGUCAUUUAAAGGUUAAUUAACAAACAAAUCGGAAACUCCCAUGCUCAUGGUCAUCACCGCAAGUUCCGUAAUAAUGGAAACGUCCCUUCCCCCGAUAAAACUGCUUCUGCUCCUUCACCAUCACAACCUGUACCGCCCUCUAUUUAUCAACCCGAACACCCUCUUAUUCCCAACUCAUCAAUCCACGCAUCCUACAUGGCUACCUCUUUGCCUUACUCUCAUGUCGACUCUGCCUUGCGUGCUCUUGCUGCCCAGGCCGAGGGGUUCGGUCGCUGUGCCAUUGGUGGCCUCCAUGGGCCCAUUUAUUAUGUCACCACUUUAUUGGAUGAUGGCCCUGGAUCACUUAGAGACGGAUGUCGGAAAAAAGAGCCACUUUGGAUUGCCUUUGAAGUAUCAGGCACCAUUCAGCUUGGAUCUUACUUGAAUGUCUCGUCUUAUAAAACCAUUGAUGGCCGGGGUCAAAGAAUAAAACUUACAGGCAAGGGUUUGAGACUGAAGGAAUGCGAGCAUGUAAUUAUAUGCAAUCUAGAGUUUGAAGGUGGUAGAGGAUCUGAUGUUGAUGGCAUUCAGAUAAAACCCAAGUCAAAGCAUAUAUGGAUAGACCGUUGCAGCCUUCGUGACUAUGAUGAUGGGCUGAUUGAUAUCAACCGAGAAAGCACAGAUAUUACUGUUUCUAGGUGUCACUUUGCACAACAUGAUAAAACGAUGCUCAUUGGGGCAGAUCCUACUCAUGUUGGUGACAGAUGUAUUCGAGUAACCAUUCACCAUUGCUUUUUUGAUGGAACACGGCAACGCCAUCCUCGUGUUAGAUUUGGAAAAGUACAUUUAUACAAUAACUAUAUCAGAAACUGGGGCAUUUAUGCUGUUUGCGCCAGUGUAGAGUCACAGAUAUACUCCCAAUGCAACAUAUAUGAAGCAGGACAGAAGAAGAUUGCAUUUAAGUAUCUCUCUGAGAAGGCAGCUGACAAGGAGGAAGCACGUAGUGGCUGCAUAAGGUCUGAAGGAGACUUGUUUGUUAUUGGAGCUCAAGCAGGGUUAAAGACUGAGGACGGUGAAUUCCGUAUGUUUCAUCCCAGUGAAUAUUACCCCACAUGGACAGUAGAACCUCCUACAGAUAGUCUUAAACAGGUUCUCCAGCAUUGUACAGGAUGGCAGUGUGUUCCACGGCCAGUUGAUCAUCCAUUAGCUGCACAGUGAAAUCAGGGAAUGAAUAUUUAUACACUAAAUUUCUAUGUAAGUAGGUUAAUUUUUUUUCCCGCUUGGAUGCCUCUUGCCUUUGCUAUAUAGCAGAGGUGUAACUUUCAAUCAAUUUAUCCUUCCGAGCCAUAAUGAGAAUAAUGAAAUACGUAGUAAUGUAUUA
Populus nigra (black poplar) is the source of this 1438-nucleotide messenger RNA. RefSeq names its product probable pectate lyase 4. The record is from RefSeq and is a predicted model, not a curated record. Gene Ontology annotation, molecular function: pectate lyase activity. Bases 274 to 1275 code for a protein of 333 amino acids. The transcript has 5 exons. NCBI's taxonomy places the organism in Eukaryota, Viridiplantae, Streptophyta, Magnoliopsida, Malpighiales, Salicaceae.